Molecule: messenger RNA, 942 nt
Organism: Aureobasidium vineae
Lineage: Eukaryota; Fungi; Ascomycota; Dothideomycetes; Dothideales; Saccotheciaceae
Source: the annotation of a GenBank genome assembly
AUGAAGACCAUAGCAUUGGCCGGAGCGACGACUGGCUUUGGUCUUACUGUCCUCGAUCACUUUCUCAAGUCGCCACACCCAUAUACCUUGGUCCUUCUCACACGCUCACCACAACCACACCUCUCAGUCCAGGGCAUUGAUGUCAGGCCCAUUGACUACUUAGACCACAAGACUCUAGUCUCGGCUCUCCAAGGUGUACACACUAUCCUCUCUUUCAUCGGCGGCAGUGCAUCUGCCCUUCAGGACGCCCAACUCUCCCUCCUGUCUGCAGCAAAAGAAGCUGGCGUUACUCGUUUCGCACCCUCGGAAUACGCAGGAAAAGGCUAUGAUGGUAUAGACAUAUACGCAGGCAAAGCCAUCGUAUGGGAUGCCGUAUGUAAGAGCGGGCUUCAAUAUACCCGUUUCGACUGCGGCAUCUUCAUGAACACCUUCGCAACAGGAACCCCGUAUGGUGAAAUCGAAGCCCUGGCUAACCUCCGUCCCUGGAACUUCGUCAUCAACAUGAAAGCCGGUACGGCAGAGGUUCCGGCUUCGGGCAAUGACAAAAUCGUCUUUACAGAGAUGAACGAUGUGGCUCGAUUUGUUAUUGCUUCCCUCGAGUUGGAAGUCUGGCCAGAGGUGUUGGACAUGAGAGGCGAUGUCAAGACGUAUCGCGAAGCCAUUUCCAUUGCGAAGAAAGUGCAGCGCAGAAGAUUUCUGAUCAGAGAGGAUAGUGUCAGCGCCAUGGAGAAGCAGAUGAAAGAGUUGCCCGAGACCAGUUUCUAUAACCAGGUUAGGAUUGCUUUGACGAAAGGGUGGGGACUCGUGGGCGACGACUUGAAUAAAGCGUUCCCUAACAUUGAACCUAUGAGUGUGGAAGAUUACAUGAGGAGAUGGUGGGAAGGUGUCCAGCUGGAGGAGCCAAACUGGGGAGGUGCGAACAAGACUUUUGCAUUUGAUUAG